AUGCCGCGCCAUUAUUCAAGAUCACAAUCCCCCAUAUCCCGCCCACCCAAAGACAGAAACUACCGCGAUCGAAGCGAUGCGCGUCCCAAGCGCAAAGACCGCGACGACGACACAUCCACACGAAAGAAGCUCCGGAUGCCGCAGAAAGAAAUCAACUAUCCAUCUGUGAACGAGUUGAAGAAGCGCAUCCGUGAUGUUAAACGUCUUCUGAACCGAGUUGAUCUACCGGCCGAUGCUCGCAUCGUGCAGGAACGUGCCUUGACUGGGUAUGAGAAAGAUCUCGAGGAGGAGAUGAAUCGACGUGAUCGGUCGAAGAUGAUUAAGAAGUAUCAUUUUGUUCGGUUUUUGGAUCGAAAAACAGCCACUAAAGACGUGAACCGUCUCCUUCGACAUGAGAAAGAGAUCUCGGAGUCUGCAGAUCUCGACGCCACUUUGAAGAAGUCGAAGCUUUCAUCCCUCGCUCAGAAAAUCCACACCGCUCGCGUCAACCUCAACUAUACCAUCUAUUACCCUCUUACCGAGAAAUACGUCGCUCUGUAUGCGGAUGUGAAGAAGGGCAAAGAAAAAGGAUCCAAUCUCCCCGCCAGAAAAGACAACCAAAAUAAUGACGAUGACUCCGACAAUAAUUCCAGCUUUAAGGCCCUUCACACCACAGCGGCAGAUAAGCCGGCCCUAUGGCAUGUUGUUGAGAAGUGUAUGGAAGAUGGGACGUUGGACCUUCUACGUGAUGGGAAAUUGACCGCAAAUGGAGGACCGGGCGACAGUAAACAAAAGAACGCUACUCGUUUAUCGGAGUCAAAACAUGAAGGAGCAGAGAAAAAGAGCGCCCAGUCCCGUACAGCGGAGACCAAAAAGGAUAGGAUAUCGAGCCGGGCUGCUGCUGGGAAAAAGCGCGACACGCUAGGGAAGAUGGCCUACUACAAUAACGACGACGAUGAUUAUCAGAGUGAUGGAGGCUUCUUUGAAAUGUAA
This is a messenger RNA of Aspergillus tanneri, 972 nucleotides long. RefSeq names its product Efg1 domain-containing protein (gene EFG1). Gene Ontology annotation, cellular component: nucleolus; preribosome, small subunit precursor. The record is from RefSeq and is a predicted model, not a curated record. Lineage: Eukaryota; Fungi; Ascomycota; Eurotiomycetes; Eurotiales; Aspergillaceae. Bases 1 to 972 code for a protein of 323 amino acids. The transcript has 2 exons. Gene Ontology annotation, biological process: maturation of SSU-rRNA from tricistronic rRNA transcript (SSU-rRNA, 5.8S rRNA, LSU-rRNA).